Molecule: messenger RNA, 432 nt
Organism: Kluyveromyces lactis
Lineage: Eukaryota; Fungi; Ascomycota; Saccharomycetes; Saccharomycetales; Saccharomycetaceae
Exons: 1
Coding region: 1-432 (143 amino acids)
Source: RefSeq, a predicted model, not a curated record
AUGAUGAUUUCAAAGACUAUUUACAGAGGUUCCAGAGUCCCAGCUGCCUCUAGAUUAUUCACAAAUUCUCCUAUGGCUCGUUCUAUUCACAAUUCUAACAUUGAUUCUAAAGGUAUCAAAGAAACUUUAGAAGACGUUAACAAGAAAGUUGGUAAAGCUGCAGCUGAAGGUAUUGAGAAGACCGAAGAAGCAACUCAUCACUUGGGUGAAAAUUUCCAAAAUGUUGAAGAAAAAGUGAAAGGGAUAUUCAAUAUGACAGGGCAGGAUGCCAAGGAAGCUGCUGACACGGCUUCAAACAAGGCCAGCGAUCUUGCAGAGAAAGGUAAGGAACACGCCCAAGCCAAAGGUAGAGAGGCUGCUGCCAAGGGUAAGGAAGCCGCUGCCAAGGGUAAAGAAAAACUGGAAAAUGCUGCUGACAAACUAAACGAAUAA